UUUCACUAAACGUCGAAUUCAACCCCUUACUAAACACCCCAACUACCAAGCUCCGUUAGUGUCUACAAUAAGCCUUCCUACCUAGUAAUCAAUGGAUUCCUCUUCGAAUCUGUUACCACCGGAAACCGACCUUUGCAAAAUACCGACUGUUCCCCCCCCUCCUGGACGAUCUUCUGACCUAGACAACGCAGACAUGAAGUCUUUGACAAUCUCUCUCGGUGUUAUCUUAACGACUAUCGCGGUGUUCUUCAGCCUUGGUAGACUCUACGCCAACUUCCGAAAGUUGACAGCUAGUGAUGUCUUCGUAUUUGUUGCCAUUAUAUCUAAUACCGCCACAGUAGUUUUGAUGAUUAUAUAUGCCAAAUACUUCCGACAUAUAUGGAACAUACCUUUGUGUUGGAUCAAUGAUAACUUCGGAAAGAUAGCAUUUGCCUGGGAAAUGACCGCGACCUUCAGUACAUUUCCUGGCAGAGCCGCUACUUUGCUACUGUUCUACCAGCUCUUUACCAUAUCUCGCUCGAUAGGUAUAGCUAUAUGGAUCGGCAUGGCUACUAGUCUUAUAAUCACAGUUUGGACCAUAUGUAUAUUGUCUUACGGUUAUGCCAACGAUAAUACUCGGGAUCAUCCUGGCGACUCCGACGGCAUUAUAACCAUGUGGCUCCUACGAUGGUCACUUCUCUUGGGUAUACUAGAUAUCUUGAUCGACAUCUAUAUCUUUAUCUUGCCACUACCUAUUAUCUUUAAGUUGAACCUAUCCAAGAAGAAAAAGCUGCAGGUCUCGGCCAUAUUUUUCAUAGCAUUACUGGGUAUUGUUGUCAGUAUCUUAACGCUUGCAUGUAGAAUAAAGGCAUUGCAGAGCCACAACUUUGAUAGCACAUACAACACUGGAGUUUUGAUGAUGUGCAGUCUCGUUCAGAUGAAUGUAACUCUCAUAAUCUGCUCUACCCCGGCAUUCGUGGGCUUCAUACGUCUCCAUGUCUUGGAGUCACAGGCCUUCAAGGAUCUUCAAUCGAUACUAAGAGCCGGUAGUAACGUACCCAGCCGGUCCAGCCUGUUCAAGUCCUGGCAGAGCCCCAAUCGGCCUCGUACCGGGCGUGAUGAACCACCAAAGCAAAAGCGGAAAAGUUUAAGUAGCACGACUGAUUGCGCCGAAGUAAGCGACACAUGCUUGCUCGACAGCGGAGCUACGAUAAAUGUCGAUGGGCAGAGAAAUACACUUGUGGUCGGUGGCGAAGAUCAAGAGGAUGAUAUCCACUUAAAGGUGCUUAAUAUGGAUAUUGAACAUAACUCGGCCUCACUUCCGCCUUGAAGCGACGUAUGGAAUAGGUAGUUAUCACGCGGCACCCUUAUCUAUACCCGAAUUUUAGCGGUCUCUUUGGUGGUUGGUAAUCUCAUUAAACGGGGUUUAGCAAUAUGGUAGCUAUGUAUAAAAUUCGACUAAUCAGAAUUAUCGAGUAAAAGAGGCAAACCCCCUUGGAGGGCUAAUAGAACAACUAGAGUAUAAAGAGGAUUAUAUUUUGUAAUUAUCAAAAA
Molecule: messenger RNA, 1533 nt
Organism: Daldinia decipiens
Lineage: Eukaryota; Fungi; Ascomycota; Sordariomycetes; Xylariales; Hypoxylaceae
Exons: 6
Coding region: 92-1309 (405 amino acids)
Source: RefSeq, a predicted model, not a curated record